This is a messenger RNA of Bombyx mandarina (wild silkworm), 1200 nucleotides long. RefSeq names its product NHP2 ribonucleoprotein (gene NHP2). Gene Ontology annotation, molecular function: RNA binding. Lineage: Eukaryota; Metazoa; Arthropoda; Insecta; Lepidoptera; Bombycidae. Gene Ontology annotation, cellular component: nucleolus. The record is from RefSeq and is a predicted model, not a curated record.
UUGUGUCUACACGUGUUGAUAAUUUUAACUUAAAUAAGUUAUAAAUAAAAAUCUGAAAUUAUGGGUAAAGUAAAGCAAGAACCGGUCGAACAGGAAGACCAGGCUGAUGUCAGCAUUAAAGCUGAACCGCAAAGCCACGAUGAAAAAGUCGAACAUUGUAGUAUAAUAGCGAAACCGAUGGCCACAAAAAAACUCACCAAAAAGAUAUAUAAACUUAUUAAGAAAUCGAGUAACCAUAAGAACUAUAUCAGAAACGGCCUGAAAAUCGUUCAGAAGCAGUUACGUCUGGGUGAAAAGGGCAUGGUUUUCUUUGCUGGAGACAUUUCACCCAUAGAAAUCAUGUGUCACCUACCUGCGGUUUGCGAGGAGAAGGACGUCCAAUACUGUUACACUCCAAGUAGGAAGGAUAUCGGUGCCGCCAUGGGUACAAUGCGAGGAUGCAUCAUGGUACUUGUCAAAGAACAUGAGGAUUAUAAAGAUUUGUACGAGGAAGUUAAAAGUGAAAUAAAAUUACUCGGACAUCCACUGUAAAUAUAUGAAUAAGAUUCUUAUUUAGUUUUAAUAUUAAAUAGUAAGACUUUCAAACGAAUUAACAGUAACAUUCUUGUAACAAAAUCAGCUUAGAAUUUUUUGUUCAUUACAAUAUAUUCCAUAGUGACUGUUAAAUACUAGACAUGAUAAAAAUAUACAUUUAGGUAAUUAACUUUAUAUUUUGUAAUGUAACAUGUAAUUACUUCACAGGAUCUGAUAUAUUGUGUUUACACUGGUGAGUACAAAAACUAGACAAAACAAAAAUAAAUUUUCAAUAAGUUUUUAAUGACAUUGUGUCCAAAAUUGUCAGUACUACUUCAUUCUCAAUGUAUUUUAUGGUAUUUAUAGCUAGUACUAAUGUGGAUAGUUCCAAAAACAAUUCUAAAAGAUUUGGUUUUUUGUUUAAAAGUUUAGCGAAAUAUUCCAGAAUUCACCACACACAUGGGAGUAAUGUGUCAUUACUAUGGAAACCAAGAUAUAUUCACAAUAUUAAAAAUUCUGUCCCUGUUUGAAGUAGACUAGACUGGAAAUGAUAUAUAUUUGUAUGUAAAGUUGUUUUAAUGUGUAAUUGUCAUUCACCUAAAAGUAUUGGACAGAAUGCUAUUAGAUACAAUUUUUUUUUUCAUAACUCAGUUCAACAACUCUAAUUACGUUAAUUAAGAUAUAGAA